Molecule: messenger RNA, 6395 nt
Organism: Myodes glareolus (Bank vole)
Lineage: Eukaryota; Metazoa; Chordata; Mammalia; Rodentia; Cricetidae
Source: RefSeq, a predicted model, not a curated record
ACUGCCUCUGCAGAAGGGACCUAACGUGACAGGCUUUGUCACUUAGGAUGCCCGAGCAGUAACAAGACUUGGUGUGUGGCCAGGGUGGCUCAGUGUUUUUCUUCGCGGGACAGGACUAUUCUGUCGAGGUCACUGUUAGUCCCUACCUAGAAUUCCAUUUGUAGAGCAUCAGAGGACACGGGGAGAGGCAGGGGCAUCAGCGAAGUGGCACACUCCGAGAGCCACCCAAGGACUCCAGAUCGGCCGUGGCUUUGGUUCUGGCUGCUGUGUGAUGGAGCUGUCAAGUGGCUAGACCAGGUGCACAGUGUUAGGUAGAAUGUGCCUUUUCCCUCUUGCUGCUGCUUAUGCCUGCUUCGAGCUGACGGAUCCUGCCGCGCAAAGGCAGAGAGGAACUCUCUGUGACUGUUGAAGAUGAGAAUUCUCCAGCCAACUUCUGGGAUUCUAAAAACAGGGGCGUCACUGGAACCCAAAAGGGACAAAUUGUCUGGAGGAUUGAGCCUGGACCCUACUUCAUGGAACCGGAGAUCAAAAUCUGUUUCAAGUACUACCAUGGCAUUAGCGGAGCCCUGCGAGCCACAACCCCCUGUAUUACUGUGAAGAACCCGGCUGUGAUGAUGGGGGCGGAAGGCAUGGAAGGGGGUGCUUCCGGAAGUCUGCACUCUCGGAAGCUCGUCAGCUUCACCUUGUCAGAUCUCAGGGCAGUUGGGCUCAAGAAAGGGAUGUUCUUCAAUCCCGACCCUUACCUUAAGAUGUCCAUUCAGCCAGGGAAGAAGAGCAGCUUCCCUACGUGCGCCCACCACGGGCAGGAGAGACGGUCCACCAUCAUCAGCAACACCACCAAUCCGAUUUGGCACAGAGAGAAAUACUCCUUCUUUGCCCUUCUAACUGAUGUCUUAGAAAUUGAAAUCAAAGACAAAUUUGCCAAGAGCCGCCCCAUCAUCAAGCGUUUCCUGGGGAAGCUGACCAUUCCGGUGCAGAGGCUGCUGGAGCGUCAAGCCAUCGGUGAUCAAAUGCUCAGCUACAACCUCGGCCGAAGGCUCCCAGCGGACCACGUGAGUGGCUACCUCCAGUUUAAAGUAGAAGUCACGUCCUCUGUCCACGAAGAUGCAUCUCCCGAAGCUGUUGGCACCAUCCUCGGGGUCAACACUGUUAACGGAGACCUGGGCAGCCCUUCUGAUGACGAAGAUCUGCCCGGGAGCCAUCACGACAGCACCGUUUGUGCUAACGGACCAGUGUCUGAGGAUAGUGCCACCGAUGGGACCCCCAAGCACUCUUUUAGGACUAGCUCUACUCUGGAGAUGGACACAGAGGACUUAAUCUCUACUUCCUCAAGAACCUCACCUCCCAGAGGCCGCCAGGAUUCCCUCAAUGAUUACUUAGAUGCUAUUGAACACAAUGGCCCCUCCAGGCCAGGGGCCGCCACCUCCUCCGAGCGGCCCAUAGGAACCUCUCCCAAACUGAGGAGUAGUUUUCCCACGGACACAAGACUCAAUGCGAUGCUCCAUAUAGACUCGGAUGAAGAAGACCACGAGUUUCAGCAAGAUCUAGGCUACCCGUCUUCCUUGGAGGAGGACGGGGGCUUGGUCAUGUUCAGCAGGGCAUCCAGAAGUGAUGCUGGGAGCCUGGCUUCUCAGACCAAGCCAGAGGAGGACAACCCCGUUGAGACCGAGGAUGCCUCUGUUCACGAAGUCGCUUCCUUGGAAGAGAGGCCAGAGAACCUUCCAGAGGUUGCAGAUGGCUCCUUGCCCUCAAGUGCAGCCCCUGAUGACAACGAAGCCAGCCUAGAGCCCCAUCCCAGUGCUGACCAGGGCAGCGCUGAAUUGUCAGGCUCUCAAGAGGCUGAUCAGACCCCAAGUGGUGCAGACACGGGAGCCUCCGACACGUCUGGAGGGAGCCGCAGAGCUACCAGUGAGACCGAGUCCCUGGACCAGGGAUCCGAACCUUCCCAGGUGUCCUCGGAGACAGAACCCAGUGACCCUGCCAGGACAGAGAGCGUGAGUGAGGCCAGCACCCGGCCUGAGGGGGAGAGUGACCUGGAAGGAGCUGACAGCUCGUGCAACGACAGCGUGACCACGCAGCUGUCCUCGGUGGACACACGGUGCUCGUCCCUAGAGAGUGCACGAUACCCGGAAACCCCAGCCUUUUCUUCCCAAGAAGAGGAGGACGGGGCCUGUGCAGCUGAGCCCCCCAGCAGCGGCCCGGCGGAGGGGUCGCAGGAGUCUGUCUGCACUUCGGGUUCCUUACCUGCUGUGCAGGUGCCCAGUGGUGGAGAAGCGGAAGGGCCAGGGGCCGAGGCUGCCGCUCUCUCUGAGCAGGGGGAGCUGGGGGAGGUCUGGCAGAGGAGGGAGAGUCUGGAGGGAGCUGCUGCUGCUGCUGCUGCUCCUGAUGCUGCCACUGAGAGCCAGCCCCAGGAAGAUGGGGAUGCUGGGGACAGCCAAGGUGCCUGCGAAGGGGCCGCUGCCCAGGAGGAGGGAGCCACUGGAGGUUCGCAAGCCAAUGGCCACCAGCCACUGCGGUCACUGCCUUCAGUGCGUCAGGAUGUCAGCCGGUACCAGAGGGUGGACGAGGCUCUCCCACCAAACUGGGAGGCCCGCAUUGACAGCCAUGGCAGGAUCUUCUACGUGGAUCAUGUGAACAGAACCACGACGUGGCAGCGGCCCACCGCUCCCCCCGCCCCCCAGGUCCUGCAGAGAUCCAACUCCAUCCAGCAGAUGGAACAGCUGAACCGUCGUUAUCAGAGCAUCCGGAGGACCAUGACGAAUGAGAGGCCCGAGGAAAACGCCAGUGCCAUCGACGGGGCAGGGGAGGAAGCCGACUUCCACCAGGCCAGUGCAGAUUUCCGACGGGAGAGCGCCCUGCCCCACUCUACCUCCAGAUCUAGGCUCACGCUGCUGCUGCAGUCGCCCCCUGUGAAGUUUCUCAUCAGCCCAGAGUUCUUCACCGUGCUGCAUUCCAACCCCAGUGCCUACCGCAUGUUUACAAACAACACGUGUCUGAAGCACAUGAUCACCAAAGUCCGGCGGGACACCCACCACUUCGAACGCUAUCAGCAUAACCGGGACCUCGUGGGAUUCCUCAACAUGUUUGCCAACAAGCAGCUGGAGCUACCGAGGGGCUGGGAGAUGAAGCAUGACCAUCAGGGCAAGGCGUUUUUUGUCGACCACAACUCCCGGACCACCACGUUCAUCGACCCUCGGCUCCCACUUCAGAGCAGCAGACCCACAAGCGCGCUGGUUCAUCGGCAACACCUGACCAGGCAACGCAGCCACAGCGCUGGCGAGGUAGGCGAAGACUCUCGGCAUGCAGGACCACCCGUUCUCCCCAGACCGUCCAGCACAUUCAAUACCGUCAGCAGGCCGCAGUACCAGGACAUGGUUCCAGUGGCCUACAAUGACAAAAUCGUUGCGUUUUUGCGUCAACCCAACAUCUUUGAAAUUCUACAAGAGCGUCAACCCGAUCUUACCAGAAACCACUCACUCAGGGAGAAGAUCCAGUUUAUCCGGACUGAAGGGACCCCUGGGUUGGUUCGGCUCUCCAGCGACGCGGACCUCGUCAUGCUCCUGAGCUUGUUUGAGGAAGAGAUAAUGUCCUAUGUGCCUCCACAUGCCUUACUCCACCCCAGCUACUGUCAGUCCCCGCGAGGCUCCCCUGUGUCAUCUCCCCAGAACUCACCAGGUACUCAGCGUGCCAAUGCCCGGGCUCCAGCCCCAUACAAGAGAGAUUUUGAAGCCAAACUGAGGAACUUUUACAGGAAGUUAGAAACGAAAGGAUAUGGACAAGGCCCGGGGAAAUUAAAGUUAAUUAUCCGACGGGACCACUUGCUGGAAGAUGCUUUCAACCAGAUCAUGGGCUACUCCAGAAAAGACCUGCAGAGGAAUAAGCUGUACGUCACCUUCGUUGGGGAAGAAGGGUUGGACUAUAGCGGGCCUUCCAGAGAGUUUUUCUUCUUGGUAUCCAGAGAACUCUUUAACCCCUAUUACGGCUUAUUUGAAUAUUCAGCCAAUGACACAUACACCGUACAAAUAAGUCCUAUGUCUGCUUUUGUAGACAAUCACCAUGAAUGGUUCCGGUUCAGUGGGAGGAUCCUCGGCCUUGCGCUAAUCCACCAGUAUCUGCUGGACGCCUUCUUCACGCGACCCUUCUACAAGGCUCUUCUCAGAAUCCUGUGUGACCUGAGCGACCUGGAGUACCUCGAUGAGGAGUUCCACCAGAGCCUCCAGUGGAUGAAAGACAAUGACAUCCAUGACAUCCUCGACCUCACGUUCACUGUGAACGAAGAAGUGUUUGGACAGAUUACUGAACGAGAGUUAAAACCAGGAGGAGCCAACAUCCCGGUCACAGAGAAGAACAAGAAGGAGUACAUCGAAAGGAUGGUGAAGUGGAGGAUCGAGAGGGGCGUGGUGCAGCAGACCGAGAGCCUAGUCCGUGGUUUCUACGAGGUGGUAGAUGCCAGGCUGGUAUCUGUCUUUGAUGCGCGAGAGCUGGAGCUGGUCAUCGCUGGCACCGCCGAAAUAGACCUCAACGACUGGAGAAACAACACUGAAUACAGAGGCGGGUACCACGACAAUCACAUCGUAAUUCGGUGGUUCUGGGCUGCCGUAGAACGAUUCAACAAUGAGCAGCGACUAAGGUUGUUACAGUUCGUUACAGGCACCUCGAGCAUACCCUAUGAAGGAUUCGCUUCUCUCCGAGGGAGUAAUGGCCCAAGAAGGUUCUGUGUAGAGAAAUGGGGGAAAAUCACCGCUCUUCCCAGAGCCCACACUUGUUUUAACCGCCUGGAUCUCCCUCCGUACCCUUCCUUUUCCAUGCUGUAUGAGAAACUCUUGACCGCAGUUGAAGAGACCAGCACCUUUGGACUUGAGUGAGCUGGGAGGAGGGUGCUCGGCUCCGGGCGGACAGGCGGCGUCAGAAGCCCACCUCCUCCGGAAGAGUGGCGGAGUGGUCGUCUCAAGCCCACGCUUCCAGGAGAACAGACUGCGUGCUGCUCUUGAGGAACACAGGCUCGUGUGUUGGGGGGCUGGCUGUGAGUGCCCUUGGAAGCAUUGGGGUGAGCUCGGUGUCCGUGGAACGACCCAACUGUCUUUCAAUCAACAGUUCUUGACUGCCAAACCUUUCCCGCGCGUCCUGUAUGUUUCAAGAUAACGGUGAACCUGCACUUGAUCAACUCCAUGGGGGACUUUCAGCGACUCGGGAGAAUCUUGGAACGCUCCUGUCGGGCAUACGUCAGGCCAAACUGGCGGCACUUGGCCCAAUCUCCAAAUUAGUGCAAGUGAAAGAAUACAUAAAAAAUAUAUAUAUUUCCUGAGAGUACAUUUGUUUAAGCCCUAAGUUAUAACCGAAAUAUUCGUUUCUUGCUUACGCGUGCCUGCAUGGUGUACAGUAUAGGUUUCGACAUUCACGGAACACGAGUGAAACGAAGUCAGUAUGAGGUAACUGUCAAGAUUUGCCGCAAGGUGGUCCUGUAACAAUGUAUAUGCAAGUGGUAUGUGUGUCCUUACGGCUGAAGACAGACUUGCUCAGUGAAUUACUAAUGACAGUUCUGAUGCUUUAUAAUGCAUGAAAACAGUUUUCAAAUAGCUAGCAAUUAAUCACAGCAUAUCAGGAAAAUGUACACAGUGAGUUCUGUUUAUUUUUUUAAUAGGUUCAUUAUAUUUCCGUUCUCUAAAAUGUAUAUAAGGACCUAGCUACCAUAUUGUCCGUACCUCCUCUUCAUUUUCACGUUUCAUGCUUACUCGGACAUCUGGCUCGUCUGUCUCCUUGUAAGCCUGCUCAAGGGAACGAAAGGGCCUUUUAUUUUUAUAAAGGUUAAAAAAAAAUUCCCCCAGAUAUUUUGCACUGACCGUACCAAAGUCGAAGGGACAUUACAAUAAGACAGCAGCUCCAUCUCUUGCUGAGUACAACAGACGUUGCUUCUAAAUCAGACUUCCUCCCUAGUGCCAUGGAGCCACUUGCGAGGACUGUGCAUCUAAGUAAUAAUUUUUUAAGACUCACACUAUGUGAUAGUAUGAUAUGCAUUUAUUUAAAAAUGCAUUAGAUUCUCUUCCAUCCAUCGACCACUUUACAGGAUGGCAUUUAUUACAGAAAUUUCGUAUUCCUCCCCCACCCCCCGCCACUGCUUUUUAUUUGUACAGCAUCAUCAAACGGCAAGCUUGGUCAGGGAGCCGUCGGCAGUGGCAGAGAGGCCCACUCUCCUCGUAGGAAGAAUUCCACUUUCCCUCGUCAGUGAGGACACCACCAGUUGAAACUCUCGGCACCUCUGUUUCUAAGCUGCAUUUUCACUGAUGCAUAACUUUCUUAUUAAUAUCAAGAAAAAGUCUUUUCUAUGGUCUCUCGGAAACUGCAUGACAUCACUGACAAGCCUUCUUAAUUUAAUAAAAGGAUAUCCUUCAUUUUAA